AGUAAAAUCAACUAUUACAAAAUGUAUAGAUGGUAAUAUUUUUGAGGGUAUGAUAUAAUAAGUAAAUCUAAUAACGCAUACUCAGCAGUCAGCUGACAUCGAUCUUAUAAAUGUACAUUAGCAGUUACCGCGUGCUCGCGCGUAGGUAGAGUGUACGAUGCACGUCGUUCUGUUGAGCUUUUGAUCGAAACCACCAGCAUCCGUGAACAAAAUAUAUUGAGCCUUUUUAUUUUACCUAGUCAGCGAUAUAUAUUAUAUACCUUAUAAGCCAUGACAUGCCAUGACCACAGCUGAUAUACUUUAAUCGUGGUGAUAGUAGUACACCGGCUCUAAUCUCUAUCUAUAGACGUUUUAUCACUAAUUAACGUUUGACAAAAAUGUAAAUCCACUAUUCUCUAUUCUGUGUUGUAUUUCAGAGUUCCAGACUCCAGUUCCAGGUUUCCAGAAUCCAAACUUCCAUUAUGUACAAUCUUUGAUUGUCGAGAAAAUAUGAAAUUUGCUUAAAAUAUUUAAUGAUUUAAUGAUUAUAUAAAAUAUUUAAAUUCUUAAGCUGUUAAUUCAUACAGUAACUGUUGUGGAGUUUAUGAUCAUUAUUUUCUUUCCUUUUGGCGGCUAUCACAAUGAAUGCGGAAUUCUAUCGGCUAGGAGUCAAUGUUGCUGUAACACAUUCAAGGCAGAAGUCGACAAUCUAUGCACUCUCUUCAGGUCUUGGAAAAUGUGGUGUAGCUGUAAUCAGAGUAUCUGGUCCAUGUACAUCUAAGGCUAUAUUAAAUAUGACCCAUUUAAAAUAUUUGCCAAAACCUAGAAAAGCUUGUUUGCACAAAAUUAUAGACCCAACUACUAAAGAACAAUUAGACAAUGGAUUAUUACUGUGGUUUCCAGGCCCCAAAAGUUUCACUGGCGAAGAUUGCUGUGAAUUUCAAGUACACGGUGGCAGGGCUGUUGUCACUUCAGUUCUUCAAGGUUUAUCUAAGCUACCAAAUUUUCGACCAGCCGACCCCGGAGAAUUCACCAAACGUUCGUUUUAUAAUAACAAAAUGGAUUUAACUGAAGUAGAAGGUUUGGCCGAUCUUAUAGAAGCUGACACUGAGCUUCAAAGAAAGCAAGCACUGAUGCAGUUAGAAGGUUCUUUGAGACAACUCUACGGUUCUUGGAGACAAUAUCUUUUAGAAAAUUUAGCUUAUGUCGAAGCUUAUAUAGAUUUCAGUGAAACAGAUAAUAUUGAAGACCUGGUGUUGGCAAAUGUUAAAGAAAAUCUAGAAAAACUUGCUAAAGAAAUUGAGAUGCACUUAAUGGACAACAGGUCAGGUGAACUUUUACGUGAUGGAGUAAAAGUGGCAAUAAUCGGAGCACCGAACACAGGAAAGAGUAGCCUCUUGAAUUCUUUGUGUAGCAGAGAAGCUGCUAUAGUAACCGAAUUGCCUGGUACUACUAGAGAUCCAAUUCAGGUUCCCCUAGACGUGUCUGGUUACUCUGUACUUUUAAUCGACACUGCAGGGAUUCGUUCAAAAACUGUAGACUUGAUUGAAGGCUUGGGAAUAAAGAAAUCUAAAGUCCAGGCUGAAAGUGCCGACAUGGUGAUUCUGGUGACUGAUGCUCAAUGUCUCCUCGAUGUAGACAACAUGGAUUUGUGGCUUCAAAAACAUGUUGAAAAUUUGAAAGUGCGGUGUGAUAAUUGUCUAGUAUAUGUGAAUAAAAUUGACAGUUUGUCAGACGACCAAGUUAUUAGACUUAAAAAAGUAUCACAAAAUUCUUAUUGGACCGUGUGUUUUGGUUCAUGUAAAGUCAAUGAAGGUUUGCUGGAUAUGAUGAGGACGUUUGAAAAUUGUUUGCAACAAAUAUGUGGAAAUCCGAAUUUUGAACAUCCUCGAUGUAGUCAAGCAAGACACAGAUAUUGUCUCUUAAACGCAUUGAAUAAUGUUCAGACAUAUCUUAAAAUGUCUGAGUCCGACAAAAACAUUGAUGUUGCUGCACAGCAUUUGCGUAAGGCAACAUUAUAUGUAGGGAAAAUUACAGGACACGUAUCGACUGAAGAAGUACUCACCGAAAUAUUUUCCAAAUUUUGUAUUGGUAAAUAAUAAGAUAAUAAUUGAUAAAUGUUACCUCCUAUAUUAUAGUUUUAGUUUAGUAAUUUUUCUCUUGAGUAUGUAUUAAUAUAUAAUGUAUACUUUUUAUAACACACAUAAAUCUGUACUUGUGGUGUGGUCUGUGGAUACAGCGAUAAUAAUAAUUAAUUAACAACCCUGCCAUAAAAAUUAUUGACACAAAUAUUGCAAUAUGAUAAAUGUCCUCGAAAACAUACCAUAAAUUAAUAUUGUAUAAUACUGUAAUAAGUUUAGCUGUUGAUACUGAAAACGUGUCGCAUGGCAGAAAUUACAAUAGAAGUAGCCUAGAUUCAAACAGUUGGUGGUAUAAAGACAUUGUAUAACAUACUACUGGCCAAGACCUCUCCUAACUUCACCAUAUCUUAUACUACUUUAGGAUAGACUAUAUUGUACAUUAUAUAUUGUAUAUUAGAUAACUCUAUUAUUUAACUAUAUUGUUACCUACUUUAUGUUUAAGAAAUGGAUUUUAUUGUAAAUUGUAACAGUAUAUUUUAACUUUAAUGUAAUAUUUGAUAUCUAGUUAGAUAUAAAUAUGUUUCAUGAAUUUCUUAAAUUUUAAAAUUAAAAUCACUAAUAUUGAAGGUAACAAUUAUUGCAUAAUAUAUAGGUACAUGAAAUCAGGGUACAGAUAUUUUGCUACCUGUUGCAACACAUUAACAUCAUUAGAAUCAAAAACUAGGUUAAGAAAACAUUUAUGUGAUUUGUAACAAAAUUUAUCAUUAUUUAUCAUAUUUUUAUUUUUUGUAACCCAAAAGUUGUACCUAUUAAAUGAAAAAUACUAUAGUGAAUGACCAAAAAGGUGUUACAUAGGUAUUAUGGUGGAAUUUAAGGAUCCCGUAUAGUUUAUCCACAAUAUAACAUUUUAAUUUUGUUCAAUUUAUGUCUUGACUCUUGAUGGCAUAUUUUUACUGAGGGAAACUCCCUUAGAAGUUAAAACCUUUCUGUUGUCUAUUAUCUCACUCAUUUCCGGAGUUAGUGUGUUUUUUUCAAUUUUCAGUUAUAGGCUUAUCACCUAUAUAGUGACAUAGUGUAAUUUUACGUAAAUUGGAAAUACAUUUUUUUCUUAAUUUAUUUAGGUAUACAUAACCAACUAUUUAAAUUUGAAAAAUAACUAGUAUUUUUUUACAGUGACUUUUUUUGAUUACCUCUACUGUACGUCUACUUACUCAAAACUCAUUUACUGUUUCGCCAUUUUUAAGGUCGAAAAUGACCUCUCACUUGUCAUGCUAACAGUAUAGUUAAAUAAUAUACAGCAUUGAGGUAUUCUAUAUAUUUCGAAGUAGUU
This is a messenger RNA of Metopolophium dirhodum (rose-grain aphid), 3390 nucleotides long. RefSeq names its product tRNA modification GTPase GTPBP3, mitochondrial. Gene Ontology annotation, biological process: tRNA wobble uridine modification; tRNA methylation. The record is from RefSeq and is a predicted model, not a curated record. The transcript has 8 exons. Gene Ontology annotation, cellular component: cytoplasm; mitochondrion. The coding region runs from base 621 to 2078 and encodes 485 amino acids. Gene Ontology annotation, molecular function: GTPase activity; GTP binding; protein binding. Lineage: Eukaryota; Metazoa; Arthropoda; Insecta; Hemiptera; Aphididae.